GCAGUCUGCAAAGGAUUCUAGGCGCUAACGGUUCUCCAAAAAAGAAAUCUUCCGUGUAUUAUCCUCCAGUCGAAAAUCGUCGCGUGCGUUCUCAGAAAGUUUUUGAAAAUUCGAGAAAAAAAACCACCUUGACAAAACGGUCCACCAAAGUGAAUAUUAGGGUUUUUUGGAAAAUCACAAAUUCCAAAAUCCAGCCAUUGAAAAUAUAAUUGACCCAACGAGGACAAAUAAACCCAAAUAAGAACAGAAAUGGAUUCAGCAGCCGCAGCAGCCGCCGCCAAGCGCGUUCAGAUCGAGAAGGCCCACAACUUUAUGAGGCAGUACCGUGAUCCCGAGUCCAGGGAGCUCAAGAAGCUGUCGGCCAACCAGUUCAUGGAUGUCUGGGCCCAUUACGACAAGGAUGGCAAUGGCUACAUUGAGGGCACCGAGCUGGACGGCUUUCUGCGGGAGUUUGUGUCGAGUGCCAAUGCCACAGACAUUAGCCCGGAGGCUGUCACGGACACCAUGCUCGAGGAGCUCAAGUCCUGCUUCAUGGAGGCCUAUGACGACAAUCAGGAUGGCAAAAUCGAUAUCAGAGAGCUGGCUCAACUUUUGCCCAUGGAGGAGAAUUUCCUUUUGCUCUUCCGCUUCGAUAAUCCACUGGAGUCGAGCGUUGAAUUCAUGAAGAUCUGGCGUGAAUACGACACUGACAACUCGGGUUACAUUGAGGCGGAUGAGCUGAAGAAUUUCUUGCGCGAUUUGCUCAAAGAGGCCAAAAAGAUCAAUGAUGUGUCCGAGGAUAAGCUCAUUGAGUACACCGAUACCAUGCUCCAAGUAUUCGAUGCCAACAAGGACGGACGUUUGCAGCUGUCGGAAAUGGCCAAAUUGCUUCCGGUUAAAGAGAACUUCCUUUGCCGUCAGGUGUUUAAGGAGGGCAUUGAUGGCGCCACAAAGUUGACCAAAGAAGAUAUAGAAAAGGUCUUUUCGCUCUACGAUCGGGACAACAGUGGAACCAUUGAAAACGAGGAACUCAAAGGCUUCCUUAAGGAUCUCCUAGAGCUGGUCAAGAAGGACGACUACGAUGCCCAGGAUCUGGCUGCCUUUGAGGAGACCAUCAUGCGAGGAGUGGGCACCGACAAGCAUGGCAAGAUUUCGCGCAAGGAGCUGACCAUGAUCCUGCUGACACUGGCCAAAAUGUCGCCAGACGAGGAGGAGUAAGCCCCCCUCGAGAAUAAAACCCAAUCAGAGAGAUUUUAGGCGACUCUAUUUUUGUCAACCAAAAAGAAAAACACAAGAAAAGCGAGGUAAAUCCAGGGGCGAGGCCAUAGUGGGCAUCGAGGCAAUUGUUUACUUUAGAACUGCAUCCAAAUAGGGCAGCAAUGAUGAAGAUUUUGGCUUCGGAGGUGGAUCCUGCGAUCCUACCCGAAGCAAAAAGAAGCUAAUUGGUAAAAAUAAAUAUAAAAUAAAUGUUUCAAUCUUAAAUAAAUGUUUAUCGUACGUUAAGCCUGUUGAGAGUAUAUAUUUCCCCCCAAGUCAAACCGAAACAAAAAGCAAAAGCGGAGAUUUAUCUAAUCAAAGAAACAAUUUGCAACACUGAAUCGAGCCACUUAAAGUAAACAAUUAGGAAAUGAUAACAUCAAGAUCAGUACAUCGAUUUUAUAUUAUUAUAUUACGAGUAUAUAUAUAUGUAUUUAUAUUUUCUAUGUGUAUUUGCAUAAAGUACUUUAUUUAAUUACCGAUUAAAAUACUUGAAAUAAAAGUAGCUAUAUUUAAGGACACGGAUGAGUCGGUCGUCAAGCGUUAUUUGCGAUUAUAUAAGUAUAAAGUACGCAGUAUAAACAUAAACAUAUAUGUAUGUGGCUACAAUCUGUAGAUAAUUGUUGUUAAUAAUUGUGAAAGUAUCUUUUAACUCGGCCAAUGUAACGCGUAUCCCUUGCCAAGCCUCAAUUUCCAACCGAUUCUGGGCGUGGGUAACCACAUAUAUACUACUAUACUAUAUGUACACCCCACAUGCCGCCAACAUCAAUCAAUCAAUCAAUCAAGGGCCACUUGCAGCAACAGCCUGAAGGGAGGACGCCACUAAUGCAUCGCCCACCUGAAUGUGACACUGUCAUGCAGGGGAAGGGGACAUGCCGCCGGAGGACGACAACGACACUCGUCCUUGUCGCCGCUUCGAGUGACGAGAAUGGGAAUGGAAUGGAUUACGAGUCGCAGAUUCCGAGCAGCUGGCUACAUUUCCAUUUGAGUUACCUGCUUAGGCCAAUAAUCGCAAACUAAAUUUAAGCGAAAACUUCAAGUUAACCUACGAAGCCACGAACUAUCCAAUGUUUUUUCAAGGUGCUAUAGCUAUAUAUAUAAAAACUUACGCCACUUGGUUGAACCCUCUCCCUCUUUGACCCCACUUUCCAAGGCUAUUACUCUAUAUAUUUUCAAACCCAAACUAAUAACAUUAAGCUUUAAAGCCAAGACAAGGAAAUUGGUACAACCUUCGAACGGAAUUCGCCCAGGGGUUCAUUUUUAAAAUUUCAAUAUGAAAUAGGUUAAGCAGAGAUCCGAAUGGCACAAGUCGUCCUAUAGCUUUGAAUAAUAGCAAGUUGGAGAAAUACAUACAUAUUUCAAUCAGUUUUAAAAAUGAAACCCGGCUAGUAACCCGGAUAUGCAACAAAAUGCCAACUUAACUUAUACAUUAACUAAUUACGAUACAACUCUAUAUGGUACUUAU
Molecule: messenger RNA, 2701 nt
Organism: Drosophila kikkawai
Lineage: Eukaryota; Metazoa; Arthropoda; Insecta; Diptera; Drosophilidae
Gene: Cbp53E
Product: Calbindin 53E
Biological process (GO): regulation of long-term synaptic potentiation; regulation of presynaptic cytosolic calcium ion concentration
Cellular component (GO): synapse; terminal bouton; nucleus
Molecular function (GO): calcium ion binding
Source: RefSeq, a predicted model, not a curated record